UGACAAUGCAAUAUGUAAAAUGGCAAUGCAUUUCUGUAUUUGCAUUUACAUUUUCCAAUACAUUUGUGCAACGUUUGGUGCAAAAUGAAAAUGAAAAUGUAUUUAUAUAAUUUUCAUUUGCCAUUUCAUACACUAGUUUUAAUAUGUAAAAUGAAUAUUCAUUUUAACGCUUUAUAAGUUGCAAAAUUAAAACGAAAAUGUAUUACAGAAAUUAUUUGAUAUGUGUAACAUGUUCAAGCAAAAACUGUGGCAAAAUUAUCAUUCAAAUGUUAUUUUUCUUAAUUGCAUUUACACUCACAGUCAAGACACUUACGAUUGCAUUUCCAUUCAAUGUCCCGCAAUGAAUGUAGCAAAAUUCAAUGUGCACGUUGAAAAUGCAUUCCGAGCCGAUCACGUGUCCGCCCCCCCGCGCGCCAUGUCAAUCACUGCGUGAACAAGGCGGGGCUCGGCAACAGGUAAACCUAACUUUUUGAGGUGUUGGAAACAUGGCGGCGGCAGAGCUAAUUCGAGCGUUAAAUUCACUAGCAGAUGAAGUGGAGCGUGUACAGAGAAACGGUAGUAUUUCCGAAGAUUGUUACGCGUAUAUAUGUGAUAGAACCAAUACGUUGUUGGAACGUCUGGGAGAAUUUUCUGCCUUAUCAGGCGCCGACACCCGUUUGGCUGCUGACAUUUUAAAGGUAGUGGAAGAACGAUUGUCUUCGGAUAGGCCUGGGAGAGUGGGGAGACCAGCCGUGGAGAUUCCUGGCGAGGCCAUAGAAGGGUAUCUUAUGUAUGGGCUACACGUUAAAGAUAUCGCGGCCUUGUAUGGAGUUAGUCGAUGGACGGUACAUCGACGAAUGCAGCAGUGUGGACUGAAAGUUUCAGAGUUGUACUCUGGCAUUGACAAUACCGAACUGGACCGUUUGGUGAUGGAGAUUCAAAGGGAGCACCCACAGUGUGGGUACCGUAUGAUGAGAGCUUUUCUCCAAGCAAGUGGACAUUUGAUUCAGUUUUUUAGGGUACGUGAAUCACUACACAGAGUGGACCCAGAGGGAACACAACUUCGAGCCCUGGCUAACCGGACUCUUCAUCGCAGACAGUACUCCGUUCCUGGUCCGAAUUGCAUGUGGCAUAUAGAUGGAAAUCAUAAAUUAAUACGAUGGCGAUUCGUGAUCCAUGGAGGCAUUGAUGGGUUUAGUCGUCUUGUAGUUUAUCUGAAUGCUGCUACUAACAAUAAUGCCACCACUGUGCUGGAUGCUUUCCUUGGUGCUGUUAGCCAGUAUGGGUUGCCAUCUCGUGUUCGUUCAGAUAAAGGAGGUGAAAACAUUGAGGUUGCUCAAUUUAUGGUUCAGAACCGCGGAGAAAACCGCAAUUCACACAUUACGGGAAGGAGUGUUCACAAUCAGAGGAUUGAACGUCUUUGGCGAGAUGUAUACACACAAGUCCUUGAUUUGUUCCACACAUUGUUUUACCAUUUGGAGAUGACUGGACUGUUGAACCCUGAUGAUGAGAUCCACAUUUUUGCUCUGCAUUGGACCUUUUCCCUCCAGUUACAACAUCAGCUUAACACUUUUAAAGAAGCAUGGAACUUUCACAGACUGAGAACAGAGAACGGUCGAUCUCCAUAUCAGCUUUGGCUGCAAAACAGAGAUGCUGCUGAUGAUUUAGGGACUGUUGAUGAGGACUAUGGUGUUGACUGGGAUGGACCACCUGCCAUGGAAGAUGCAAACAGCAUUUCAAUCCCAGAUGUGCAGUUGCCACGCAGCCUCACUGCAGAGGAGAUUGCAGGUCUUCCCAACCGGGAUGUUCCACUAAAUGCCACAGUGAAUGUUUAUAAUUCCACAGUGGAACAACUGACAGAGAUUUUAAGAUAUUAGAUGUUCUUGUUUGGAGCAUUGAGGACUGACGCCAUGAACUGACUUUCUUUUGGUGAGUUUAUUGUAACAUUGUGUAUGAAAUGCCUGAAUUACAGCAAGGCUUUCUGAUAACUUGUUCUUAUGUAAACUUCAUUUAACUCACAAGAAUUUUGAACAAUGCAAAACUGGGAAAGUUCCUUUCAAGAACAUGCAUUCAUAAAACAACAAUAAAAAUGCUGAAGACGA
Messenger RNA from Cyprinus carpio (common carp), 2081 nucleotides. RefSeq lists its product as uncharacterized. Gene Ontology annotation, molecular function: nucleic acid binding. Lineage: Eukaryota; Metazoa; Chordata; Actinopteri; Cypriniformes; Cyprinidae. Gene Ontology annotation, biological process: DNA integration. The record is from RefSeq and is a predicted model, not a curated record.